AUGUUUGAAGAUAAAGUUUCACUUCUACGUUAUGCUUUGCAAAGGGCUUUUCAGGCGGCACCUAACCGGCUUAUGACUAACAAUGCCUACCUGGCUUUAUUGGGCGCCUCGUUAAAUGCAUCCACAACAGAUGAGGGACUAAACUUCUAUGACUCACAACAUCGCUUUGAGCACUCACAACUUCUGUUGGUUCUUUUGAGUUCACUUCCACGUGUACCAAAGACUUUUCAGUGUCGCAUAUUACAGGAUCUUCUGAUUUUGGCUUGCAGUCAUGCUGUUUCCAUUUAUACCCUUGUCCCUGGGGAUCGAUUGGAUCCAGGAGAAAAACUCGUUAUAGGUUGUCGAAAAGCAACAAUUUCUGCUAAAACACAGGAUGCAAAGUCGGAUCGAUUGAAGAAACUAUUGAAAGAGACCGAGAAGUAUCUCCAGAAGUUUGGAUCAGCAGAGCCUUUGAAGCAGAUAAUGGUAUCUGACAUAUUAUUCACAUGGACAGAUCUUCAAGCAAAACUCAACACUGAGUUGCUGAAUAAUUUAGGCAAUUUCGUUAACCAUGUCUUGAGCUUUAUUGCUAAAGAUCCAGGUUCUUUUCGUGCACUACUAUCUUAUCUUUUUUACUUGAAAGUGAUUAAAGAGGUGGUAGAGGUUCAGGAUACAAUUCCAUCCUUCUGGAUGCUCCAUCUGUUAUCAAUUACACUAGGAGAUAAAAUUGGUGCUUAUGUGGAACAAUAUGUGGAGACACAUCUAUAUCAGGUCACGUUGCUGCACUUGUAG
This is a messenger RNA of Lactuca saligna, 771 nucleotides long. The record is from the annotation of a GenBank genome assembly. NCBI's taxonomy places the organism in Eukaryota, Viridiplantae, Streptophyta, Magnoliopsida, Asterales, Asteraceae.